AUGCAAUUCAGUUUGCGGAGAAGCCCCGUCCGUCGUCUUUCCCCGGGCUAUCUGAUGCCGAACCCACUUCCGGAAAUGUUUUCUUUCCUCUUACGAACCUUGCACCUCCCCGUCCAUCUAUAUGUCUAUCUUUUGUUCACACCCUUCAUCCACCCCCAACAGAGUAACUCCUCUAUUCCUCUUUUCUCUGUCAUGCUGCCUGUCAGUCUGUCCUGUUUGCUCCAUUUGUUUCCUCGAAUUGUCGUUAUAGGGAACAUUUUCUCUCUCUUUGACUCUCUCCGUGGAAUAAAAGCCCCCUUCUCAUCCACCCUAAAAAUACACCCCCUGCAAACAAUACCGCUUUUUAUUUUCGCACGUAUCAUUACAAAUCUUACUCGACACUUCUUUUCACUUAAGACCCUUUGUGCCGAGCGCACAUACCUAUUUACGUCUGCCCGCCAUGAUAUUAUUAAACGAGCGUACAUAUUCUCAAUACCAGUUGUCAUUCAUAAAAGCACGCAUGCGCUCUCGAACUCUUUUAGUGAUACUGAAGCCUUGGAUUGUCUUUUUAAAUUUCUUUAUUGGCCUUUGAUUUUUUUCUAUAUUUUUCAUAUUACCCUCUCCUUUCGUUCUAUCUAUCUAUCUAUCUAUCUAUCUAUCUAUCUAUCUAUCUAUCUAUCUAUCUAUCUAUCACAGUUCCUUCCUUCCUCCCUUCCUUCCUUCCUUCCUUCCUUCCUUCCUUCCUUCCUAUCUAUCUAUCUAUCUAUCUAUCUAUCUAUCUAUCUAUCUAUCUAUCUAUCUAUCUAUCCUUCCUUCACUUCCUUCCUUCCUUCCUUCCUUCCUUCCUUCCUUCCUUCCUUCCCAUCUAUCUUCCAUCUAUCUAUCUAUCUAUCUAUCUAUCUAUCACAGUUCCUUCCUUCCUCCCUUCCUUCCUUCCUUCCUUCCUUCCUUCCUAUCUAUCUAUCUAUCUAUCUAUCUAUCUAUCUAUCUAUCUAUCUAUCUAUCUAUCACAGUUCCUUCCUUCCUUCCUUCCUUCCUUCCUUCCUUCCUUCCUUCCUAUCCUUCCUAUCUAUCUAUCUAUCUAUCUAUCUAUCUAUCUAUCUAUCACAGUUCCUUCCUUCCUUCCUUCCUUCCUUCCUAUCUAUUCUAUCUAUCUAUCUAUCUAUCUAUCUAUCUAUAUCACAGUUCCUUAUCUUAUCUAUCUAUCUAUCUAUCACAGUUCCUUCCUUAUCUAUCUUCUAUCUAUCUAUCUAUCUAUCUAUCUAUCACAGUUCCUUCCUUCUUCCUUCCUUCCUUCCUUUCUUCCUAUCUAUCUAUCUAUCUAUCUAUCUAUCUAUCUAUCUAUCUAUCUAUCAUCACAGUUCCUUCCUUCCUUCCUUCCUUCCUUCCUUCAUUCCUUCCUCCUUCCUUCCUUCCUAUCUAUCUAUCUAUCUAUCUAUCUAUCACAGUUCCUUCCUUCCUCCCUUCCUUCCUUCCUUCCUUCCUUCCUUCCUUCCUAUCUAUCUAUCUAUCUAUCUAUCUAUCUAUCUAUCUAUCUAUCUAUCUAUCUAUCUAUCACAGUUCCUUCCUUCCUUCCUUCCUUUCCUAUCUAUCUAUCUAUCCUUCCUAUCUAUCUAUCUAUCCUUCCUUCCUUCCUAUCUAUCUAUCUAUCUAUCUAUCUAUCUAUCUAUCUAUCUAUCACAGUUCCUUCCUUCCUUCCUCCCUUCCUUCCUUUAUUCAUUCAUUCAUAUCUUCCUUCUUUUCUUCCUUUUGUCUUUAGUUUUUGAUUUCGUUGUCUUUUAA
This is a messenger RNA of Acanthosepion pharaonis, 1761 nucleotides long. NCBI's taxonomy places the organism in Eukaryota, Metazoa, Mollusca, Cephalopoda, Sepiida, Sepiidae. The record is from the annotation of a GenBank genome assembly.